AUGACUAGAACAGACGGUAGACCCUACGUCGCCACUCUUCGCCUUCGGGGCUCAUCCCCAUAUGAAAUCGGCCUUCAACAUGGGCAGCAGGCCAAGGAACAAAUCUACAAUAACAUCAGUACUUACGGUGCGUUUUUUGACGAAACCGCGGGCUUGCAUAGUUGGGAAGACGUGAAGAAGCGCGCAACGAUCUUUAUUCCGACACUCGAGAGGUUAUACCCGGAGAUUUUGAAGGAAAUCCAAGGCAUUGCAGACGGGGCACAGCUCGACCGAGAAGAUAUCCUUGCCUUGAACGUGAGAAGUGAAAUUGCCUUGACGAACUAUGACAACUCACCUAAAGAAGAAGGAGAGAAAGAAAAAUUACCCCCAGCAAUAACGGAUGGGUGUACCGCAAUCGCGCAACGCUCGCAGGAUGGGCCAACCCUGGUUCUGGCGCAAAACUGGGAUUGGAUAGAAGAAUUACAAAAUGGAAUGGUCAUUUUGGAUAUCAUCACACCGGAUGGGAAAACGCGUCUGCAGUUCCUCAAUGAGGCCGGCUUAGUGGGUAAAAUCGGCCUCAACUCACAUGGAGUUGGUAUUUGUAUGAACGCGAUUCGCUGUGGUGCACUUGCCACUAAUCGUUUACCAACGCAUAUUAUGGCUCGACGUGUCUUGCAGUAUGCGAAAACUUUUGAUGAAGCCGUGAAAAUGCUUGACGAGUUCGGCGGAGCUUGUACCUUCAAUUUGGUCGUGGCGGAUGUGCAGGGCAAAUUUGGCAGUGUCGAGAUUUCGCCGAAUGGAGUUUCUAUUAUCAGUCCCCCGGAAGAUAACGAUACUAGCAAGGUCCCUGGAAAGGGACCUCUCUUUGUAGCACAUACAAACCAUAUCAUAACACCACCUACCGACUUCUCUCGCGGACCUAUAUACGACCGACCGGCACCAAACUCGUUCACCCGUCUUGAGCGAAUGUCCGAGCUCACUUGGAUUGAUCUUCAGGGGGGUAGCAGUGUCACGCUGGAGUCAGUCAAUGAACGACUAAAAGAUCAGCAGGGCACACCAUAUAGUAUCUGCCGUGACAGACCUCCCGGUGCAAAGGGAAUGGAGAAAAUGACAACGCUGGCCACUGUGUUGAUGGAGUUUAAUACCGCGACGAGAAAAAUUAUGCAAAGUCACAUUACGGUUGGUCGGCCAUGUGAGGAGGGCAUACAGAAGAUAGAUAUGGAUUUUUAG
Messenger RNA from Talaromyces atroroseus, 1209 nucleotides. RefSeq lists its product as hypothetical. The record is from RefSeq and is a predicted model, not a curated record. The coding region runs from base 1 to 1209 and encodes 402 amino acids. The transcript has a single exon. NCBI's taxonomy places the organism in Eukaryota, Fungi, Ascomycota, Eurotiomycetes, Eurotiales, Trichocomaceae.